AUGAUUCUUGCAAAAGAAAUGGAUUUUCCCCAGGAGGGAAGUAAAAAAAAAACUUUUUUUUUUCUCCUUUUCUCCCUCUCUGAUUUCUUUUCCAAUAUUAGAUGCUUUUUCUUCCUUGUUUUUCUCUUUCUUUCAUUCAUUCUUUCUUUCUUUCUUUCUUUCAAUUUUUUUUUUAAUUCUUUUUUUUUUCUGCUUCAGGUCUCUUUUUUCUUUCUUCAUCUUUUACAAUUUUCCUUUCAUUCUCUUUUUAUCUUUUACAAGGUCACUUUCUCCUUUUUUUCUUCAUCUUUUACAAGUUUUUCUUUCUUCAUUUUUUACAACAUUCCUUUCUUUUUCUCGUUAACUUUUACAAGGUCUGUUUUUCUUUAUUUAUUUAUUCAUCUUUUACAAGAUACUUUUCUUUCUCUCUUCAUCUUUGAGAAGAUCUCUUUAUCCUCCCUUUUUUCUUUCUUUCUUCUUUCUUCAUCUUUUACAAGUUUCCUUUUUUCUCUUUUUAUCUUUUAUAAGAUCUCUUUUUUCUUUCUUUAUCUUUUACAAAUUUUCUUUCUUUCUCUCUUUUUAUCUUUUACAAGGUCUCUUUUUCUUUAUUUAUUUAUUUCUUCAUCAUCAACGAGUUUCCUUUCUUUAUCUCUUUAUUUUUUACAAGGUCUCUUUUUCUUUUUUCUUUCUUUUUUCACUCUACAUUUCUUUCUCUCUUUAUCUUUUAAAUGUCUCUUUUCUUUCUUUCUUCCUUUCUUUCUUUCUUUCUUUCUUUCUUUCUUUCUUUCUUUCUUUCUUGAUCUUUUACAAGUUUUCUUUCUUUCUAUCCAUUACCCCAACUGCAUAUUCCUCUUGCUUCAUGAGGAGAAGACAUUUUCAAUGCUUCAAAGUUUGGGAACUGCAACUAAAUUGAUCGAUGAAGGAUACUUCAUCUUUAGCUUGACCUUUCAUCCUCUUUUGCCAUCCAUUCUACGUCUAAACAAAGUAAGAUCUCUCCACCAUGACUACAGAAGUCCAUGUUGCAAUUUUUCUACAUUAUAA
Molecule: messenger RNA, 1020 nt
Organism: Acanthosepion pharaonis
Lineage: Eukaryota; Metazoa; Mollusca; Cephalopoda; Sepiida; Sepiidae
Source: the annotation of a GenBank genome assembly